Pestalotiopsis fici W106-1 is the source of this 2628-nucleotide messenger RNA. RefSeq lists its product as uncharacterized. The transcript has a single exon. The record is from RefSeq and is a predicted model, not a curated record. Lineage: Eukaryota; Fungi; Ascomycota; Sordariomycetes; Amphisphaeriales; Sporocadaceae. Bases 1 to 2628 code for a protein of 875 amino acids.
AUGGCGCAGACUAGCAUCACGACAAUGUCGAUGCCGACAAGCGCUCUGGCUACCACCGACGGGCUGCUUGAGAUGAAAGAGUACCAUAGGAUUGUAAAGUUUCGCGACGAUAUUCUGUCCGGCCAUCAUCCUCGUAUCAAGAUCCCAGCACCCGCCGGCGGUGCGAAAGCUGCUCAAGGUACCCAACAGCCUACGGCACAAAACUCUGCCAGCGCAACUACAAGCUCGCGGAACGAGCAAAAUGUUUUUGUUUCCAGCAAUUUAAAAUCGUUCAAGGCAAAUUCACAGCAGCCGGCUAUUGUUGUACCAGUUACCAAGCCAUCUGAUACUGCGCCAAGGCCAUUGCCUUCGAGCAAAACUCAGAUCGACCCAUUAUUAUUGACCAAGUCAGAUGAGCUUAUUAAGGCUGAGCUGCAUUUGCAGAGGCAGCGCUUGGAGAGGUCUCUGAGAGAAGAAAUAGAAGCACAACGUGCUGCGAGUAAAUCCAACGAGCAGGCGGCAGAUCUUGACCUGUCCGACAUUCUCGCCAAAGCCCUCACACUUGUGCAGGCGACUGCUCCACCGCUAACAGAGACCGACUUGGUUGCUAAUGCUCCUUCUGUAUCAAGUGAUUCAUUCGACGACAACACUUUUUACUCGAGCCAGCAUGAUACGCCCGAGCCCGAACCCCGUCCUCAAGCUCAAGCCCCGACGGCAGGAGUACCUGUGCAAAAUGCUACGUCUGUUCAAACUCGAGCCGAUGUUUCCGAGCCAAAGGCUACUCACGACCACACACUGGUUCCAUCGCCCUUCUUGUCCAGAGCCGAGCAACCCCACAUGUCUGGUGCCCCAAAGGCAGGUAAUGGAACAUACACCGGCCCAAACACAUUGCUUCAAGACACGUCCAACGCCCACGACUCGAGAUAUUCUCCCACUUACGACAUCGACACUGUCAGCUUGGGGCUGCGCCCCGGCGCAGACGAGCUCCAUGCACAGGUCAUCAGUUCUAAUGGCAGUGGCACUACCAGUAGAUCGGGCAACUCUGGGGAUGCAGACCUCGAGCGCCGUGCUGAUUACAACAGGCUCCAAGCUACCCUUCCUCCCCCUCAGAAUAACAGAUAUGGCUUUGGGGAACCUCUGGUGCGCGCUCACGAUCUCUCUCCUUACGCACCUCAGCCAUCGCAUGUGUCGCCUCUCGCUCUGGCCCGUCACCAGCAGUCUGCUGUUGAACCAGAAAUUAGCAUCCUACAAGGGGCGCCUGCUCCUGUUGCAGCUUUGCGAUUAGAACAAGGAAAUGGAACCAGCCCAGAAAGCUCCCCGCAGGGUGAGAAGGGAGGCAAGAAAAAGAACAAAAAGAAGAAUAAACGCAAGGCUGCUGAGACACGAUCCACAGACCGUCCAGUCUCUCCAAUCAUCAAACCUGAGCCUAGGUCGCCUUCCCCCCUGACCUCGCCUCAGUUUGCGAGACCACAGAAACGUCAACGGCCCCUUGCCCAAACUCAGGCUGCACUUGACUAUGACGACAACUCUCGCAACGCUCAACCUGUGCCUGUAAGAGUGAUUGAAGAUGUUUCCGCCCAUCCUAGGGAGUACGAGAGCGUAUACAACCCUUAUCCUACCGAGGUGCGUUAUUCUGCAGUUCCUGGCAGUCAAUGGGUCGACCGUCCAGUGUAUGAAGAGCGGCGGCCUGAAAGUCGUGUGCAAUACAUCCGGCGGGCGCAAUCCCCUACCUAUGCCUCUCCACAUGGUGCUGGCGAGGUUCGACCAAUGCGCUCGGCAACCUAUUCAAUGGCAGAGCCUGUAUAUCGGGAACCAUCAGCGUUUCGACGUGAAGGGCGCAUGAGUGUGCGACCAGUUGUUGAUCGGGCACGGUCUCGUUCCCCAAUCAUGGUGGAAGCCCGCCAGUCUGGAAUGGCACCGCCGCGACCUCCCACGCAUAUCUUUCGUGAUGAGUUUGGCCGUGAGUACAUGGAACCCCCUCGUCCUCCGCCAUCAGUAUCGCGGUACUCUGCGGCACCGCCCAGCAGAUUGGCUGAAGCCGAUAUCAUCUAUGAGCAAGCACCUCUCCGUUCUUCGACACGCAUGCCGGGCCCCGACACUUUUGAACGAGAUGGAGUCCUUUACAGACGUGCUUCGCCCCUUCAAGCAGCGCGUCGCAUCAUCACACAGCCUGAAUAUGGUGUCCCAGACUAUCGCGAGUAUAGGCAGCGAGAAUACUCGGCGCGCCCGGCACCAACGCCGUCAGCACCGCAGGAGCUUCUGCAUUAUCGGAGCGAGGGCCGAGCGCAACAGGAGUUUGUGCCAGAAUAUGGCAUUAGAGCCUCCACUGUUCGUCCUCCUGAGCAAAAUCGAUAUGAAUAUCCAGCUAGGGUAGCCAGUGUUCGGCCAGAUGCGGCUGUUCGGGACUACGCCACAAGUACACAUCCCGAGGUUCGGCGCGAGGUGCCCAUUCCUGUGUAUCGGGAGUAUAGUAGCAGACCGGCUUUUGAGCAGGAGCCGCCUCGCCGCGAAUAUAGUGUGCGGCCUGUAGAGCGGUAUUAUGAAAACCGUCCAGUAUUGAGGGAAGAUGAGAUGCAGUACAUCGAUCAGCCGCGUACUGUGCAGCGAGAAAUUAUUUAUGAAGAUGGUCUCAGGGAAGUCUACCGAUGA